UGCUCCCCGGGAUCCAUCUAACUCAGUUUCGUCUCCCUCGCCGCACUCUAUUCCAGUCCACGAACCCUCGCGCUCCUCGGCAUUCCGCCGAACACCUCUCGGGCUUUCGUCCCACCACCGCCUCGAUGCCGCCGGCUAACCCCACGCCGACCAAAUGGCCGAAGAACCUCACCUCAGACCACCUCCACCGCCUGAUCCGCGCCGAGCGCGACCCGCGCCGCGCCCUUGCGCUCUUCGACGCUGCCACCGGCGCCGCGUCCACUCCUGCGCCCGACCCCAUCACCCCGUCUCCGGACACCGUGUCUCUGCUCACCUCCCGCCUCGCCUCCGCCGGCCACCUCCCCCUGGCCGCCUCCCUCCUCUCGCGCUCGCGUGGGUUCUUCCCCUCCGCCGCCGCGCUUGAGGGCCCAUUCCUCACCCUCCUCCGCGCCUUCUCCCGCACGCACCGCCCGCUCGCCGCUCUCCACCUCUUCCGCUCCGCCCCCUCCGACCUCGCGCUCCCCCACUCCGCUCGCUCCUACACCGCCGUCCUCGCCGCUCUCGUCGCGCACUCGCAGCUCCAUCUGGCCCGCUCCCUCCUCGCUGACAUGCGCGCCGCCGGAUUCGCCCCCACCGCCGCCACCUACAACGUCCUUCUCAAGGCCCACUGCUCUGACGCCAGCACCCCCAUCGAAGACGCUCUCCGAAUUUUCCGGAACAUCCGCAAACCCGACGCCUGCUCCUACAAUACCAUCAUCGAUGGGCUCUGCCGCCGUGGCCGCCUGGCCGAGGCCCUCGAGCUGUUUUCCGAGAUGGUAGGGAAAUGCAUUGCACCUACUGUUGUUACUUACACCACUGUUAUCCACUGGCUCGCACGGGAGGGUUGCUUUGAUGAUGCUUUAAAAAUAUUCGAUGAAAUGGGGAGGAGAGGGAUCUCACCUAAUUUGGUCACUUAUAGUUCGCUGAUUGACGGUUUGUGUAAGGGUGGACGUGCAUCAUCAGCAUUGGAAUUGCUGGAUUGGAUGAUCAAGGAGAAGAAGCUGCCAAAUAUGAUCACAUAUAGCUCGGUGAUUGACGGGCUCUGCAAGGAACACAGGUUGAGUGAUGCAAUGGAGGUCUUGGACCGGAUGCGUCUACAGGGGCGGAAGCCUGAUGCUGGAUUGUUUGGGAAGCUAAUUGUUGGGCUAUGUGAUGCAGGGAGGGCUGUGGAGGCUGCAAAUUACCUGGAUGAGAUGGUUCUUGCUGGUAUUGAACCCAACCGGGUGACUUGGGGCCUGCAUGCCAAGAUAAACAAUACUGUGCUGACAGUGUUGUGCACUAAGGGUGAACUAGUCAGGGCUUUUCAGGUCUACCAGAGCGCAAGAACUCGGAGCAUUUCUACCGAGCCAACCACUUUCCAUCUUCUUGUUGAGAGCUUAUCCAAAAAUAACAAUUUAGAGAAAGCUGCUCAUGUUGUGCUUGACAUGCUGUCAGAGAGAUGCAUUCCUGAGAGGGAGACAUGGGAUGUUGUUAUCAGUGGGUACUGGGGUAAGAAGAAGGUGAGACAAGAAGCCGAGGAGAUAUGGAGCCAGCUAACUGUUAGUUGAUUUGAGAAAUAUGGCACUAUGCUAUGUUAUUACUUAAUGUUGCUAGCAUAAAGUAUGCAUCUUGGCCAGCUUACUCUUCAGGUGGCAUUCGAUUGAUAUUCAGCAGAAUAAAAGUCUAUUUUUAGUUUGCCAGUUUCUGCUGGUCAACUGAAUGGUUUCAUGCGUUUGUACUGUGGUCUUUGGUUACUGUUGAUACUAGAAAAAGGAUAAUAUAUACCAGGCAUAGAUCACAUAUGCAAAUUCAACC
Messenger RNA from Panicum virgatum (switchgrass), 1812 nucleotides. Its product is annotated as pentatricopeptide repeat-containing protein At5g46100-like. The coding region runs from base 126 to 1565 and encodes 479 amino acids. The record is from RefSeq and is a predicted model, not a curated record. The transcript has 2 exons. NCBI's taxonomy places the organism in Eukaryota, Viridiplantae, Streptophyta, Magnoliopsida, Poales, Poaceae. Gene Ontology annotation, molecular function: protein binding.